AUGAGGGUGAAUGAGGGUUUUGUGAAAUCUCCCAUUCUGAACACGAGUCGAGUAGGUCCAGACAUAAGAGCUGUCAACGGGCAUGCUGGCUUCCGGUUGGCCCAACAUAGUCUCACGUCCGCAAUUGCUCAGACCAUCAUUAGCAUGCACCUGCACACCGGCUCAUGCAAGCACAACCGGCACACACCUACAUCGGGUGUGAAAUCACGCCGAGACGAGGCACAAUGUACGUGCCCAGCGGACUAUGGAGAGUGCAGUGUUGCUCAGACCCGC
Molecule: messenger RNA, 273 nt
Organism: Protopolystoma xenopodis
Lineage: Eukaryota; Metazoa; Platyhelminthes; Monogenea; Polystomatidea; Polystomatidae
Source: the annotation of a GenBank genome assembly